Molecule: messenger RNA, 1106 nt
Organism: Dermacentor andersoni
Lineage: Eukaryota; Metazoa; Arthropoda; Arachnida; Ixodida; Ixodidae
Product: solute carrier family 22 member 7-like
Biological process (GO): transmembrane transport
Molecular function (GO): transmembrane transporter activity
Source: RefSeq, a predicted model, not a curated record
AUGGACCGCAAAAGAAUCCACGACUGCUUGUACUUCUGCUUGUACAACAACAACAUGACAUCAAAUUCAAAAGCAACGACAACACCACCACCUCAGAUGACGUCUGACCCAUCUCUGUUCCGUUUUUCUAUCCUUAUUUUAAGGUUUCAAAUACCUAAUUCAAAACUGAAAACUCCGUUUGCUCGCGGCGCCCCAUUCGGGGCAGAUCCCCCGCAUUGCUUAUGGAUGCCACAUCGGCAUCGUCAUCGUCCGUGCGCCGAUCGUUCCGAAGGGCAGUCGGCAAGAGCGACCGGAGGCACCGGCGCGACCCCGGCCAUGGAGAGCAUGUCCAGCUCGCCGGUGGCCAUGUUCCGCAUCGACGGCGAGCGGCUCAAGAACCUGAUCGAGCAGACCGCGCCAAAGUCGGUGCUCAUCUUCGGCACGGGACCCUUCCAGAGACGCGUGCUCGCCGGCACCGUCCUGUGCCUGCUCGUGGUCGCCCUGCACAACACGGUUCUCAUGGUGCUCGCUCGACCCGUCGCCCACUGGUGCCGGCGACCCGACGAGCUCCUCAACGUGCCGCUGGACGAGUGGAAGAACGCCAGCCUGCCCCGACUCCCCGACGGCUCGGCCAGCGAGUGCACGCGCUACGAACCCGCGUUGCCUCCGUUCCCGCCGCAGGACCCGACGUCGUCGGCGCUGGUCAACAGGACCGAGGUGCCCUGCGACGCGUGGGAGUACGACCUGAGCGCCGGAGGACCGACCAUAGAGAGCCAGUGGGACCUGGUGUGCAGCCGGCGCCGGCCUGUCCUACUGGCGCUGGCCGCGUCGUACCUCCUGGGCGGCGUGGUCGUCAUGCCGAUGGCGGGCCACUACGCCGACCGAGUCGGCCGCCGUCCCGUGCUGUGCGCGGCCGUGGUUGUGCUGGCGCUGUCCAGCCUCGCCACCUGCCUCGUGCGGUCCCUGUACGCGUUCGUCGCGCUGCGCGUGGUCACGGGCGCCGCCUCCAGCGUCGCCGAGGUCACGUCCACGCUCAUCUUGUUCGAGGUGUGUAGACGUGAAGGCCCAAACCACACGUACGCUCCUCGGCGCGCCUACGCAUGAAUGCAGCGAGACAGAAGGCACAG